Messenger RNA from Pollicipes pollicipes, 634 nucleotides. RefSeq names its product prenylated Rab acceptor protein 1-like. The coding region runs from base 1 to 579 and encodes 192 amino acids. Gene Ontology annotation, cellular component: Golgi apparatus. The record is from RefSeq and is a predicted model, not a curated record. Lineage: Eukaryota; Metazoa; Arthropoda; Thecostraca; Pollicipedomorpha; Pollicipedidae. The transcript has 2 exons.
AUGUCUCUGGCCGAGUUGGAGAGCGCCAUCCUGGUACCCGAGCCCGUUGACGGCGAGUUGGACGGCGAGCUGAGCCAGCCGAAGACGGUGCUGAGCAAGAUGCAGGCCAAGCUGGCGCCAGAAAUCCGGCCCUGGAUCCAGUUCAUCAACGUCAACAGCUUCGGAAAGCCCGACUCGCUGCCGCGCUGGUCCAAGCGCCUGGUGAAGAACAUCGACCACUUCCAGAGCAACUACGUGUUCGUGUUCAUCGGUCUGUUCGUCUACUGCCUGCUGACGUCGCCGCUGCUGCUGAUCGCGAUGGCUGCGCUGGCCGGUGGCUGCCACAUCCUAAAGCUGCGGCAGGCGGAGAAGAAGCUGGUGCUGGCCGGCCGAGAGGUGCCGCUGGCACAGCAGUACGCCGGCGUGGCGAUGCUCAGCAUCCCGCUCUUUCUCAUCGUCGGGGCCAGCUCCGCCCUGUUCUGGGUCAUCGGCGCCUCGUUCUUUGUCAUCAUGCUGCACGCGUCCUUCUUCAAGCAUGAGGCCCUGGCUGGCACGGAGGAGGAGGCUGAGCUGUUCGAAGUAACGAUGGACCCUAUAUAGACGAACAUGAGUUGUCUGUUAUUUAUAUCAUUUCACAUGUCUACUAGCCGCAUUC